Messenger RNA from Cercocebus atys (sooty mangabey), 3236 nucleotides. RefSeq names its product complexin 4 (gene CPLX4). Gene Ontology annotation, molecular function: syntaxin binding. Bases 1460 to 1942 code for a protein of 160 amino acids. Gene Ontology annotation, biological process: neurotransmitter transport; synaptic vesicle exocytosis; regulation of neurotransmitter secretion. Lineage: Eukaryota; Metazoa; Chordata; Mammalia; Primates; Cercopithecidae. The record is from RefSeq and is a predicted model, not a curated record. The transcript is spliced from 3 exons. Gene Ontology annotation, cellular component: SNARE complex; terminal bouton.
UUUAUUUUAUGGUUUGAAAAGUUCUACGAGACAACAUUAAUUAGUAACAUUCCUCAAUGAACAUGCAAUGUAGUUUAUUAUAAAUGGUAAUUUAGAGAUAAUGGUGUGAACAUGUUAAGUUCCAAGCAACCCAUCUAAAACUGAAAGUGGAGCUCAGUAUUGAUGCACAUUCUCCUCGAAGCCCUGAGCACAGCUUAUAUUUCACUCUAAAUUAUCUUUUUUAGCCUUUCAUAUCGAGACCAUUUUAGCAGCAUUUUUAAAUAGAUUACUAAAAGGGAAAGCAGACGAUAAAAUAUGUAAAGCAAGCAUUUUAGGCAACAGUCCAGAUUAUAUAAUUCCAUAUGAUCAGAGAGAUAAUCACCUGUUUUCUGAGAGGACUCAUGCCUUCAGAUAAAAUGACAAUGGAUUACAUCUCUUCCUUCCCACCCCACCCCCUUUGGCGUGCUUUAAUUAGAAAGACACUAGUGUAGAUUAAAGUCUUAGCCAUACUCAAUUCUUCCCUUGACCUGAAGAAAACCACAGCCAUCGAGAAUCUGGUGGGAUACAAAACAUUGUCAGUUUCAUCCAAGUACACCAGUGAGCUUAAAUAGAGCAUCCAGGAGGUGCACUAUUUACACAAGAGAAAAAAGGUGACCCCUUACAUAUUGAUGAUUUGACUCACAUAAUGGUCUUACCUUCUGGAUCACAGCCUUGAAGUGUCAAGCACAUCAUUUCCAUGUAGACAAGUGACAUUUCCGUGCAGGAGAAGGCUAAGAUAAUCUUCCAGAUGUAAACCAAGGACCUGCUGUCUGGGUCUUUGCAUUUGUCAGUUGUGUAUUUAUGUGUGGGACACAGUAACUGUUGAAGCAAACCGAAUUCAAGCAAACUAAAAAGCAAAUCCUUGCAUAGUACUUAAAGUCCAAUGAGAUAAAAUGAUGGAUCAACAGGAUUAUUUUUGCUUAAUGAAGCAUUCUGGGUUUUGAGUCUCAUUGGACUCAGUUUUUCAACAGGAUGUUGUGCUCAAGGGCUGGAAUUUGGAAAUUCCACAACAGCUAUAUAAUCAGUCAGCUCUGAUUAAUUUAAUUGAAACAGGACUCUUGAUGAGGCCCUGCUGUGCUUAUAAUUAAAAAUUUAGAAACGGGUAGGGAGAGGGGUAAAUGAUGUGGGGGUUUCUUUUUCCUGUGAAAUUAGCAGAGUGUAUUAAUUCAGAAGGUAGGCAGUUGCCUCUGAUUGUAUGCUUUAGUAAUCUGAACCAUCUGCCUCUAUAUACUAAGGAGUUCACCACUUUAAUCCAGCUUACGGCCGACAAACCACUCUUCUCUAUCAGUAUGCCCUUGAAUAGAUGAGGCUGUGCAAAGUCCUUUGCUCUUAAAUGUAUUGCUGUCAUUGAGAAUAUUUGGAGGUUUUCUCUUGGGUUUGUUUGGAUUUUGUUUCUUCAGCUUUUGUCUAAUUUUGGUUUUAUUUUUCUGGAGCAGAGAAAAUGGCUUUCCUUAUGAAAAGUAUGAUAAGUAACCAGGUAAAGAAUUUAGGAUUUGGUGGUGGGUCUGAAGAAAAUAAAGAAGAAGGAGGUGCAUCUGAUCCUGCAGCAGCUCAAGGGAUGACUAGAGAGGAGUAUGAGGAGUAUCAAAAGCAAAUGAUUGAGGAGAAGAUGGAAAGAGAUGCUGCAUUUACACAGAAAAAGGCUGAGAGGGCAUGCCUCAGAGUUCAUCUCAGAGAAAAAUACAGGCUCCCAAAGAGUGAAAUGGAUGAGAAUCAAAUCCAGAUGGCUGGAGAUGAUGUGGAUUUACCCGAAGAUCUCCGGAAAAUGGUAAAUGAAGAUCAAGAAGAGGAAGAAGAUAAAGAUUCUAUUCUUGGGCAGAUACAGAAUCUCCAGAACAUGGACUUGGAUACCAUAAAAGAAAAAGCCCAGGCCACCUUCACUGAAAUCAAGCAGACAGCGGAGCAGAAGUGUUCCGUGAUGUGAGGGGUGGGAGGGGUGGAGGGAGGGAACCAGUCAUCCUUGGAAAAGACCACUCUCCUGUGGGACGUUUCGAGCAGUACAUGUUUUAAUGUAGUGAACACAUUAAGGAAAACCACGAUGAUCCAUUGAUAGACAAUCAUUUGGUUGUUCUAAAUAUUCCUGGCAGAGCAUUUAGCUAGCACCUUGCAGCAGGAACCAUAUUUUCCUUUUAGUUAUAAAUGAGACGGACUGGAAAUUUUCAGGUGUAAAUGAUGAUGCAGAACACGUAUCUGCUUAAAGACCUUGAGAUGAGUCAAGAAGAAACAAAAGCAAGUGGCAUUUCCUCUCCAACUUUCUUCCUUGGAGGCCAAGUUCUCACCCUGUCCAACUAUUCGCAGGACACCAGGUCCCUUCAGAGAAAGAUGUGGAGAGUCAAGGUGUCCACUGGAAGCCGGGUUGCCCACAGGGAGCUGAGGCUACAGACUCCAGGGCAAUCAAAGGUCACCACCCCCACCCCUCACCUCCAGGCUCCUUGAAUUUGUCAGUGAUACUCAUCAAGUUUGGUCCUUGGAUGCUUCUCAGCCAAGUGGCGGUAGCAGGGAUGUGGUGAACAAUGAGAAAUUGAGGCAGGGAACAGACCUCACCAGCCCUUUGCAUUGGAGAUCAUCACUCUAGUGGCCAUGGGAAGAAUGGAACCGAGGGAGGCACAAUUAUAGGCUGAGGGAAACCAGGGAGACGGCUGCUCUUUUUGAGUUGAGCUUAACUCUCCUUGUCUGAACUUGGUGAUAGCAAUGGAAACAAAGUGGGUAGACUAACAGAGAGCGUUAAGAAGUUAAAUCAGUCUCUCUCUGUCUCUCUCUGUCCCCUCCCAACCUAUUUCUCUCUCAUCCCCUUCCCUCCUUCUUGUCCAAUCUCCCUGUCUCUUUUUUUUUUUCCUUCUCCUGUCCCUUCCUAUCCCACCCCUUCAGACUACCUUCCAGUAAAUCACACGGUCAUUUGGUGCCACAGGCUUUCAGGGUAGGCACUGAUUUUUUUUUCCCUAAUAUCUGCUCUCUUUCAAAAGGAACAAUUCGAAAGACUUAGGACAGUUACCACUGAAACACUUCAAGCUAUUUAGCUAAAGCCUACCAAACCAAAACAAAAUACUGAUUUUUUUUGGUGAAUCUGUUCAUAUGGUGAAUAAAGAUCUAUCAAAGGAAAAGGAAACUGAGACCAAAAACUUAGGGUCUAACUUGUUCUAAACCCAGAGUUCCCAAAUGUGUUGUACAAGAAGUUUUAUGUAAUAAAAAUAUGCAAAUAAAACAAAUGAAUAAAGGUC